AUGCAUUUUAAUCUUCUCUUGCUUAUAUGCCUCUUCUUCCCUUUCCUAGCAGCCUCCCUAGUUGCGUGGAAUGACUUCUCGCACGGCCGCGUCGCACUAGAAAAUGUCAGCAUCCACUUCCGGUACGCAGGUUCGGGUCCGGCGCUACUCCUUGUGCACGGCAACCCGCAAUUUAGUCUUACAUGGCAGGUCAUCGGCCCCAUCCUAGCAGAGAAAUAUACCGUGAUCGCGCCCGAUAACCGUGGCGCCGGUGACUCCUCUAUCCCCCCUGAUGGUAACUAUAGUGCCACGGCAUCCGCUGAGGAUUUGAAGGGCGUGCUUGACUUCCUUGGCGUUAAUGAAACAUACGUCUUUGCACAUGAUAAAGGUGUCGCGAUGGCUAUGGCCCUGGCUAUCAAGUACCCCGAGGCCGUCAAAAUGUUAGGUCUGAGCGAAUACGUGUUACCAGGAUUCGGGUACGAGCAAGCGGCUACGCCGGCGCCGUACUGGGAUCUGUACGCAAAGCCGCAUUUGGCGCUGUUUCAGGUCAUUGACUUAGCUGAGUUCUUAUUGACUGGCAAGGAGAGGCAGUUCCUUCAGUGGUAUUUCUAUCGUGGAUCCUACUCGGGUCCUACGUCCUUCACCGAAGAUACGGUAAACCAAUAUGCGACCUCUAUUACCAAACCCGGAUUUCUCCGCGCCAUGCUGGGUCCCUAUUCCGCGGCCGCCAUCGCGGCCGACGCCGCUUUCUUUACAGGAACGCUGACCAACAACACACUGCCCAUGCCCAUUCUAGGUCUUGGAGGUGAAGCAAGUUAUGGAAUUCCAUCGGUUCUCGAAUCAGCAAUGGGCGGUUUCAGCAAGAAUACGGAGCUAGACAUCAUACCCAAGACUGGGCACUGGAUUGGCGACGAGAAUCCAACGUGGGUUGCCGAGCGCAUCGCUCGGUGGUUGGAAACAGAUGCAACCCCACUAGUUGCUGUAGAUCUAGCGUGGCUAGACGACAGAGUGACGCUGGAAGUUGGGUUCUACGGUACACUAGGGAAUGCUGCUCUUGGUGGGCUUUCAUUAUAA
Neoarthrinium moseri is the source of this 1053-nucleotide messenger RNA. RefSeq lists its product as uncharacterized. Gene Ontology annotation, molecular function: hydrolase activity. The coding region runs from base 1 to 1053 and encodes 350 amino acids. Lineage: Eukaryota; Fungi; Ascomycota; Sordariomycetes; Amphisphaeriales; Apiosporaceae. The record is from RefSeq and is a predicted model, not a curated record. The transcript has 4 exons.